AGCAUCAAAGUUAGCUGGUUGCCUCCACCACCAGGUACUCAAAAUGGAUUUAUUACGGGCUAUAAAAUCCGGCAUAGAAAGACUACCCGCAGGGGUGAGAUUGAAACACUGGAGCCAAACAACCUCUGGUACUUGUUCACAGGACUUGAGAAAGGAAGCCAGUACAGUUUCCAGGUGGCUGCAAUGACAGUGAAUGGGACAGGUCCCUCCUCAGACUGGUACACAGCAGAAACACCCGAGAACGAUCUCGAUGAAUCUCAGGUUCCUGACCAGCCAAGCUCUCUUCAUGUCAGGCCCCUGACAACCAGUAUUGUCAUGAGCUGGACUCCACCAUUGAACCCAAACAUUGUCGUCCGCGGGUACAUCAUUGGCUAUGGUGUAGGCAGUCCGUAUGCUGAGACUGUGAGGGUGGACAGUAAACAGCGGUAUUAUUCCAUUGAAAACUUGGAGCCAAGCUCCCACUAUGUGAUUUCCUUGAAGGCCUUUAACAAUGCAGGAGAAGGGGUGCCUCUGUAUGAAAGUGCGACCACCAGGUCAAUGACAGACCCCAUUGAUCCAUUAGAAGUUGAUUUUUAUCCUUUGCUUGAUGAUUUCCCUACCUCAGUCCCAGAUAUCUCCACCCCCAUGCUCCCACCAGUAGGUGUCCAGGCUGUUGUACUUACGCAUGAUGCAGUGAGGGUCAUCUGGGCAGAUAACUCUGUCCCAAAGAACCAAAAGACAACGGAGGUUCGCUUCUACACGGUCCGAUGGAGAACAAGCUAUUCAACAAAUGCUAAGUAUAAGUCGGCAGAUACGACUGCUCUGAGCCACACUGUGAUUGGCCUGAAGCCGAACACCAUGUACGAGUUCUCUGUCAUGGUCACCAAAGGCCGGCGGUCCAGCACCUGGAGCAUGACUGCACACGCCACCACCUACGAAGCAGCUCCAACCUCUGCUCCCAAGGAUUUGACAGUCAUUACACGGGAAGGGAAACCCCGGACUGUCAUUGUCAGCUGGCAGCCACCGUUGGAAGCCAAUGGAAAAAUCACUGCUUACAUCCUCUUCUACACUUUGGACAAGAAUGCUCCCAUUGAUGACUGGGUUAUGGAGUCCAUCAGCGGUGACCGGCUCACCCACCAGGUCAUGGAUCUCAACCUGGACACUGUCUACUACUUCAGAAUCCAAGCUCGCAACGCCAAGGGAGUGGGGCCCCUCUCUGAUCCUACUUUCUUCCGGACGCUGAAAGUGGAGCACCCUGACAAAAUGGCUAAUGACCAAGGUCGUCAUGGGGAUGGUUCCUAUUGGCCAGUGGACACCAACCUGAUUGAUCGGAGCAGUCUGAAUGAGCCCCCCAUCGGGCAGAUGCACCCUCCCCACGGCAGCGUCACACCCCAGAAGAACAGCAACCUCCUCGUCAUCAUCGUCGUCACCGUCGGCGUCAUCACUGUGGUGGUGGUGGUGGUAGUGGCCGUCAUCUGCACCAGGCGCUCCUCAGCACAGCAGAGGAAGAAACGUGCAACCCACAGUGCUGGUAAGAGGAAGGGCAGCCAGAAGGACCUGAGACCCCCAGAUCUGUGGAUACACCACGAGGAGAUGGAAAUGAAGAACAUCGAGAAGCCAGCGGGCUCAGACCCUGCAGGAAGGGACUCACCAAUGCAGAGCUGCCAGGACAUCACCCCUGUCAGCCACAGCCAGUCGGAAACGCAACUGGGAAGCAAGAGCACCACGCAGCCUGGUCCUGAGACAGAAGAUGUCGGAAGCAGCAUGUCCACGUUGGAGCGCUCGCUUGCUGCCCGCAGAGCCACCCGUGCCAAGCUCAUGAUCCCCAUGGAGUCACAACCAAACAACCCUCCUGUGGUCAGCGCCAUUCCGGUGCCAACACUAGAAAGUGCCCAGUACCCUGGAAUCCUGCCAUCACCAACCUGUGGAUACCCGCACCCGCAAUUCACCCUUCGUCCAGUGCCAUUCCCAACCCUCUCCAUGGACAGGACCUUUGGACCAGGAAGAACUGUUAGCGAAGGACCAGCACCACAGCAGCCGCCCUUGCUGCCACAGACACAGCCUGAGCACUCCAGCAAUGAGGAUGCCCCGAGCAGAACCAUCCCCACCGCUUGCGUGCGCCCUACCCACCCUCUCCGCAGCUUCGCCAACCCCUUGCUACCUCCACCCAUGAGUGCAAUAGAGCCGAAAGUCCCUUACACACCACUUCUGUCUCAAACAGGGCCUAACCUCCCCAAGGCUCAAGUCAAAACUGCCUCCCUUGGCUUGGCAGGAAAAGCCAGGUCACCUCUGCUGCCCGUCUCAGUGCCCACAGCCCCAGAGGUUGCAGAAGAGGGACACAAGCAGGCCGAGGACUCCGCAAACGUUUAUGAGCAGGACGAUCUGAGUGAACAGAUGGCCAGUUUGGAGGGGCUAAUGAAGCAACUCAAUGCUAUCACAGGCUCAGCCUUCUAACAGCUCUUGAUGAGGUGAUAAUUAUCCCGGAGCAUUGCAAAGUACCAGGAUUUCUCUCAUACUACCCACUUACACAACCCCAUCACAAAUCAUCUUGUUGCCGGUAUCACUCCUUCAGCGCAAGGAAGAUGCCUGCAAAUCUCUAAAAGGAAUGAUUAAAAAGAAAAACAAAGAAGAAGUGAAGAAUAAUAAUGGAGAUGCUACAGAACUUCAGAUCUGGCAUCUAAAGCGAUGAAAGCAUGAAGGCAAAUGACGUUGUCACCAUGGGGUCAUUAGCUGAUGCUACCAGAUUGCUCAUUUUGAUCUACUAGUAUUUGUAGAGCUGAAGUUGUCAUGACUAACUCAUGUUUUACUCCGUAGAGGUUCGUAGCUCUUUGUGUAGAUCUAGUCUUACCUCAUGCAAGUAUGUUUUUAAACAUAGACUGUGCCAUUAAUGAGACAGUGUUGUAGGUCACUCGUUUGGUUUUGGGUUUUUUUUAAAUAUAUGAUUACUGACUACAAAAACACCCAUAGCAGAUGAUCACACCACAACACCAAAAAUUUGGAAGCUUUCCCAACAGCACAAAAUGAAAAGACAAAUUACUAAUUUCUUUUGUUGUCUCUGUCAGUUAUCUCUCACGAGAGGUGGGGAUUAGUGAGUGGCUGUAGAACUCAGCCACUUCAGCAUUUCCUCUCGUAGUUAAUGUUUUAUGUACGGAAAAACAGAGAACCAGGAAUGUAAAAAUCUAAAAAAAAAAAAAAAAAAAGGAAAAAAGGGGAAAAAAUAAAAGUCUGAGUUUGCAUUGGCGGACUGAUGCCAGCCAGCCGGUGUGCACUUGUGAAAGGAGGACGUGAUAAGCAAUCUUCUCUGACACGCAGUCAUUACACGCUUAAGCUUGUAAUAAAACAUGUCUGCGGAUGAGUGGCCUUUGUGCCAGACCAUGAUGACAUUGGGAAGCACUGCUGGGGCCACCCCAAGAUGGAGUAGAAUGAAAAACAGAGCUGAAUUUGCCUCCCUUGCCUUCCUUGCCUUUCUCAUCCACUCUGCAUCCCGGGAUGUCUCUGAUGCGAUGACCCAUCCACCUUGGGUGAUGAUGGGCAGAGGAUGAGGACGCCAAUGGCGUGGUGCUUCCCAGAGGCAGGACAUGAGCCUGGAGGAAGAACCACAAAGGCUAGUAAAUGCCUGAUACAUUCUUUAGGAGUAUUUUCCUGCAAGUGUGGUAUUUCCUGGCUGAGAUCAGCAGUGCUCCAUGAGAACAGCAAGAGAAGAGCAGAGAGCAGCCGGAUACCGCGAACCAUCCGUAGGGACUCCCUCUCCUUGUCCUAGCGCUUUAGCUGCACAUUACAGUGUUUAUUGACAACCAUAACUGGUUGAAUUGGCUAGAUUUUGUGUGCAUACAUUUUACUGCUAAAUUUUCGGCUGCAUUCAGCAUUAAUCUCUGUUUAUGCAGCUGAAUCACCAAAAGGGAACUAAUUUGCAUAUUUAUCAGUUAGGAGGCUGCAAAACCCAAUAAGAGAGUUUCAGAUGAAUUAUUCCAUUCAGCUCUGCCUUUGAUUUCAAGCUUGAGUGGGUCAUAAUUUUAAAAGAGCAUGGAAAGGAUAGGAUCUUUACAACCUAAUAGCUCCUUUUAUUAGGUGGGUAAUUAUAUCUGAAUCUCCGAAUAAAAUAUUUUGAGUAAAAUGGCACUGCAACAGAAGUAAUAAUUCAGAUUAUUUUCUAUGGCCCCUUGUUGGAAGGGAAAUCAGAUGUCAAGGAGGAAUUCAAAUGCUUCGUUAGGAACUCCAGUGUGUUUGCAAAAAUGCUCCUUUAAAAAUGCCCCGUUAUUCAAUUUGCUAAGAUUUUAAUGAAAUAUUUCUCAGGAGUGAGAAAAUCUUCUUUGCAUGGAAGACUGAGCUUUCCAGUUUGGAAAGAUUUGUAGCCAAAAGCCUCUGCUAGAAGUAAAAUGCACAAAUCUUUCCCGAUGAAAAACCAGGCUCUAUAAAAUCACUACCUCUAUUUUGACUAAAAAAAAAAAAAAAGAAAAGAAGACUUUAUGUCACUUUUUAAUAGCUCCCCUUCCGUAUUUGCAGAGAUUGACAUUUUUUAGAUGAGAACAUAAGGUCAAAUCUGUUUCUCAGUUAUCACUUAUGAAAUAACUUGAUUGGCAGCAAGAGAGCUGAGAACAGAAACUGCCCCAACAACUUCAGAGAGCAUCACUGCACCUUUUUAAAUCACGGAAUAUUAAUCCAGGAGCAAGUGUAAAACAAUCCCAAAUUGCCUACAGUAAGAUGAGCCACAAAGAGGUUUGCAAGUUGGAUUUGGCUUGGUUUGGACACAAGGGUUGCAGUGUCCAGGAGCUUUGGCAUUGAUCAGCCCCCUCACUUUGUUGAGGUGUCAAUCUUGGACUCAACACGAAGCCCCUGAAGCCUGCAGGUUGAUCUGGCCCUCGUGUGAGUGCGGCCUUUCUUGUGCUGUAUGAAACUGACCUGUCUUCGGGCUCAUCCUAUUUAAUUCAAUACCAGUCACAGACCAAGGCCAAGGUCAACACCAAAACAAGUGUUCAUGUACUCUGCCCACAGGAAGGAACAACUCCAUUGUCUCAGCUCAAG
Molecule: messenger RNA, 5001 nt
Organism: Neopsephotus bourkii (Bourke's parrot)
Lineage: Eukaryota; Metazoa; Chordata; Aves; Psittaciformes; Psittacidae
Gene: DCC
Product: DCC netrin 1 receptor
Exons: 17
Biological process (GO): isoprenoid biosynthetic process; cell-cell adhesion
Cellular component (GO): membrane
Molecular function (GO): protein binding; catalytic activity
Source: RefSeq, a predicted model, not a curated record